AUGGGCAAAUGGCGACCAGGGGGUGGCGACCAGGGGGUUCAGUUGGGCAAAUGGGGACCCGGAGGUUCAGAUGGGCUUGUGGCGACCAGGGGGGUUCAGAUGGGCAAAUGGCGACCAGACGGGUUUAGAUGGGCAAAUGGGGACCCGGGGGGUUCAGAUGUGCAGGUGGCGACCAAGGGGGUUCAGAUGUGCAGGCUAGCAGGGACAGCACAAGGCCAUGCUGUCCCCUGGGAGCCCAGAGUGACAGCCCAGGGGUUUCUGCAGGCAGCCGCUUUGGGAAGCGGUGCUGUCACCCUGAGGAGGGAUGGCUCGGAUGCCUUGGAUUCCAGCUGGGGAGGGAGAGAUGAUUGCCAGAAGUGCCCUGCAGGCACCUACCUUGCAGAGGAGUGUAAAGAGCAGCACGGCUCUGGCAGGUGUGAGCCCUGUGGAGAGGGGGAAUUCAUGGAGUAUCCAAACACCUUCCAGUCCUGCCAGGAGUGCUCCAAGUGCAGGGAAGAUCAGGUGCAGCUGAGUCCCUGCCAGCCCUCCAGGAACACGGUGUGUGCCUGCCAGGACGGCACCUUCUGCCCCCCGGAGCACCCCUGCGAGAUGUGCCAGAAGUGCCAGCCCAGGUGUCCUGAGGGCCAAGAGGUGCUGAAACCCUGCACAGCUGACAGUGACCUGCAGUGUGGUCCUGCCACGGACAGUGGCACCGCCAGCAAAUGGACCAUCGGGGUGAUUACACCCGUGAUAGCUGUGGUCCUGGUAAUGGUUGGGCUCUACAUCUGGAAAUGCCUCUGCAGGUCCACAGGGGGUGGGAGAUCCUCCAGCAAGGGGCCCUGCCAAAUGAUGAGCUCCAUGUUUCGGAAGCUGAAGUACAAGAGCGUGAACGUGGAGGCAGGGGACAAUGCCACCAACGAGCAGCGUGACCCAGGCACGGAGCCAGCGGUGACACCGCCUGCUGGGAGUGUGAGACCCAAGGAGCCACCGAGUGCGAGACCCCAGUGGAAUCUGGUUCCAGCGCCAGGGGAGGACCCCAUGCAAAGGCUGCGAGGCUCCUUUUACACCUUCGCUAAAAAGGUCUACACUGAGAACUGGAAGAAGUUCGGGCGCCACCUGAAGCUGGAGGAGAACGACGUGGCCAUGGCCAGGACAGAGGAUGGAGUCUAUGAAAUGCUGCUCACGUGGCAGAGCAGGGAGGGGGCCAAAGCCUCUGUGAACACGCUGCUGGAGAUCCUGGAGGAGCUCAACCUCGGUGGGGUGGCAGAGGAAAUCUCCUCCAUUCUGAUCCAGAAGGGACUUUUCCAGGCUGGAGCUGAAGGGAGUGGUGAGCAGGCUGCACCUCCCUCCUUCAAGCCAGAGCCAUUAAAUACCUCCCAGAACACUUGAACUGUAGCUGGUCAUAGGCCUCCUUUGGCUCCUUUUGAAGCCAUCAGAGCUCAGCAGAGCCAGGAGAGUUGAUCCUCGUCAGAGUACGAGCUCAGGGUGCUCCCUGCUGGAUUCCAGGUUCGAUGUUGGUGCUUCCUCACAGAACCCAGGCUGGUUUCUUGACCUCACUCAAUGCCAAGAGCUUCAAAUCACUUCUGGAUGCCAACAGUACUGCCUGGAUCUUCAGCACCAGCACACAGAAGGCAUUUUGCAGGGUUUUUGGCAUCCCUGUGCUUUUGAACUGGAUCAUCCUUGUUGCUGGCAUUGUGAAAUGGCUUCUGCUUCUACAUCUCUGUGUGCUUGGUGGUUCUGCAACUGGAGCCUUGGGUUAUCUGUUGUAGGAUAAAGUAGUGUUUUUCAUUGUUUUGUGCUAUUAGGAGCCAGUUUGUAACUGAUGUGGAGGAGAGACAGGAAUGAUUGGUUUGCACUAUGCUCACUGGGGGUGCCUGGGGAAGGGGCAGUGCAGGGCUCAGCCCAGCCCCUGCCAGGAGCAGGGACAUCUUCCCCCCUGUCCAGACUGACCUUGAAUGUUUGCCAGCAUGGGGCAGCUUACCUGGGCAGCCUUGCAGCCAGUGUUUACCCACCCUCAUUUUCAAACAGUUCUCCCUAGUAUCCAGUCCAAUGUGACUAUCAUUUCAUUUUAAAGGCAUUCCUGUGCCCUGGCACUUCAGCCCUUUGUCCAGUGUCCCCCUCCCGCUCUCCUGGAGCCCCUUUAGGCACUGGAAGGGGAUUGAAGGUGUCCCAGAGCCUUGUCUUCUGCAGGUUGGACAAUCCCAGCUCUCCCAGGCUGGCUCCAGAGGGCCUCCAGCCCUCAGAGCAUCUCUGUGGAUUUGCUCCAACACGUCCACAUUGUGAUGUUGGAGGCCCCAGAGCUGCAGGUGAGGUCUCAGAGCUGAGGAAAAGGACUGGUCCCAGCUUGGCCCCGUGGCCAGGGGGUGGCUGUGCUGUCCCUGUGUCCCCAGGCAGUGUGGAGAGGUGAAUGCACUGUGACCUGCUGCCCGUCCUCAGCCAAGGGCAGCUCCUCAAACACUGCCUCCCACACGGAGCUCAGGUUUUGGUUUUGCUCAGCUGCAUACAGCUGGAAAAGCACUGGAAUUCUUGAGCUGGCACCUCAGUCCACCAGGACCUUCCCCAGUGGGGUGGGAGGCUGCUCAGCAGCCUUCCUGCUGCUCCCCCUUCUCCUCCACCCUCCAAUAAUAGACUAACAAUGUAAAAUUGUAUAUUUUAUUUAUUCAGCAACUGUAAAUGUUACACAUAUUAACUUAAAAUGUGUAUAAAAAUAUCAUGUUUUGUUUUUUUUUUAUUAAGCGUGGUUGUGUUUUUGUACAGAGCUCUGGCCCAGCCAGUCUUCUAUUUUCCAGUUUUUUACAUUUCUGUGUUUAUGAAGGAAGAGUUAACGUUUUAAAAACAAAACAAAA
Ficedula albicollis (Collared flycatcher) is the source of this 2825-nucleotide messenger RNA. RefSeq names its product tumor necrosis factor receptor superfamily member 10A. Gene Ontology annotation, cellular component: plasma membrane; cell surface. Gene Ontology annotation, molecular function: protein binding. The transcript has 12 exons. Bases 1 to 1368 code for a protein of 455 amino acids. Gene Ontology annotation, biological process: positive regulation of apoptotic process; TRAIL-activated apoptotic signaling pathway. NCBI's taxonomy places the organism in Eukaryota, Metazoa, Chordata, Aves, Passeriformes, Muscicapidae. The record is from RefSeq and is a predicted model, not a curated record.